AGAAACCCAAAGGCCCGAGGAUCUGGGCACGACAGCGGUUAAGCAAGCGCAGAGCAAGUCGCUGGCCGCGCAAUGCCCCGUGGGUCUUGUAGUUUCUUGGCUGGGCAUGGCCGGAAGGGAGGAGAGAAGGACGCAUUGCAUGGCGGGAGAUAUAGUCUUUGCCGGAAGUCCCUCCUCCCUCGGACGCCUGGCGGCGCCGGCGCACACUGCUCUUCGUUAAGGGCGGGAGUCUCGGUUUGUGGUGGCUUCGCUUAGGCAGUGGUGGCCGCACUAUACCGUUAGAAACUCAGUUUCCCGGAGGUUGUAAGGCCCUUUGAGGCGAAAUGGCUCUGGGCGUGAAAGGAGCAGGCGUUGGCAAUGGAAGGACCACCGCGACCUCAGGCUGACCGUAGGGAGGGAUCUUGAGGGCCCUCCGAGUCCCCUGGGCUUGCUCUUUCUUUCUUUGCAGCCGCCGUGCCUACCGCGAGGAUGAGCUCGGCCUCGGUCACCGCUUUCGAGAAGGAGCAUCUCUGGAUGUAUCUGCAGGCGCUCGGCUUCGAGCCAGGCCCGGCAACCAUUGCCUGCGGAAAGAUCGUGUCGCACACGCACCUCGGAGUGUUGAUUCUGUAUCUCGACUAUUGUGAAUAAUGUGUCACUAAACAUGGGAGUGCAGAUGCCUCUUUCAUAUACUGAUCUCCUUCCUUUUGGAUAUAUACCCAGCAGUGGGAUUGCUGGAUCAUAUGGAACAUGUUUGACAAGCUGAACCGUGAUGCCUUUCAUAUAAUUUCUUAUUUUUUGUUUCAAGUUCUGGACCAGUCUCUCACCAAAGAAGUUUUCAAAUUUUGUUGGCCCCCAUUUGACCAAAAAAGUGAUACUGAAUUCCGAAAACAUUGCUGUGAAUGGAUAAAAAGGAUUUCUGGUGAAUGUGGAAGUAGCUUUCCUCAAGUUGUUGGUUCACUAUUUCUUUCUCCUGGUGGUCCUAAGUUUAUUCAUCUGAUGUAUCAUUUUGCAAGAUUUGUUGCAAUGAAAUAUAUUAAAUCCAAUUCUAAAAAUUCUUCUCAUCAUUUUGUAGAGACAUUUAACAUAAAACCACAGGACUUGCACAAAUGCAUUGCCAGAUGCCAUUUCGCACGUAGCAGAUUUUUACAAAUUUUGCAAAGACAAGAUUGUGUUACCCAAAAAUAUCAGGAAAAUGCACAAUUAUCAGUUAAGCAGGUACGAAACUUGAGAUCUGAAUGUAUAGGAUUGGAAAACCAAAUAAAGAAAAUGGAACCCUAUGAUGACCACAGUAAUAUGGAAGAAAAAAUUCAAAAGGUUCGGUCUUUGUGGGCUUCAGUGAAUGAAACGCUCAUGUUUUUGGAAAAAGAGAGAGAAGUUGUUAGUUCAGUCCUUAGUCUUGUUAACCAAUAUGCUUUAGAUGGAACUAAUGUUGCUAUUAAUAUUCCAAGGCUCUUACUUGACAAAAUUGAGAAACAAAUGUUUCAGUUGCACAUAGGAAAUGUUUAUGAGGCUGGAAAACUGAACCUCUUAACAGUUAUUCAGUUAUUAAAUGAAGUCUUGAAGGUGAUGAAAUAUGAACGUUGUCAGGCUGAUCAAGCAAGAUUGACGGUAGACCUUCACUACCUUGAAAAAGAGACCAAAUUUCAGAAGGAAAGAUUAUCAGAUCUGAAACAUAUGAGGUAUAGAAUAAAAGAUGAUCUCACAACUAUAAGACAUUCUGUUGUUGAAAAGCAAGGAGAAUGGCAUAAAAAGUGGAAAGAAUUUCUUGGUUUGUCUCCUUUCAGUUUAAUUAAAGGUUGGACUCCAUCUGUAGAUCUUUUACCACCAAUGUCUCCCCUUUCGUUUGAUCCUGCCUCAGAAGAAGUAUAUGCAAAGAGUAUUCUUUGUCAGUAUCCUGCUUCACUUCCAGAUGCACAUAAGCAACAUAACCAAGAAAAUGGUUGCAGAGGAGACAGUGAUACCUUGGGAGCGCUACAUGAUCUAGCCAACAGCCCUGCCUCUUUCUUGUCGCAGUCAGUUUCAUCAUCAGAUAGAAACAGUGUUACACUACUUGAAAAGGACACAAAGAUGGGAACUCCCAAAGAAAAAAACGAAGCAAUUUCUAAGAAAAUACCAGAAUUUGAAGUGGAAGAUUCUCCAUUAUCAGAUGUUGCAAAGAAUACAGAGAGUAGUGCAUUUGGAAGGUCUUUGCCAGCUAAAAAAAGUGAUCCAUUUCAAAAAGAGCAAGAUCAUCUGGUAGAAGAGGUUGCCAGAGCAGUUUUAUCUGAUUCACCACAGCUCUCUGAAGGAAAAGAAAUAAAAUUAGAGGAACUAAUUGACUCUCUGGGUUCUAACCCCUUCUUAACAAGGAAUCAGAUUCCCCGUACUCCAGAAAACUUGAUAACUGAAAUUAGGAGCUCAUGGAGAAAAGCUAUUGAAAUGGAAGAAAACAGAACUAAAGAACCAAUUCAAAUGGAUGCUGAACAUAGAGAAGUAUUGCCAGAAUCAUUACCUGUGUUGCACAAUCAAAGAGAAUUUAGCAUGGCUGAUUUUCUCUUAGAAACCACUGUAUCAGAUUUUGGCCAGUCUCAUUCGACUGAAGAGAAAGUUAUUUCAGAUUGCAAGUGUGUGCCUCAGAAACAUGUGCUCACCAGUCACAUAGAUGAACCACCAACACAAAAUCAGUCAGAUUUCUUAAAUAAGAAAGUAAUUUGCACGCAAGAUUUGGAAUGUUUAGCCUUCACCAAGCUUUCAGAAACUAGUCGAAUGGAGACAUUCUCCCCUGCUGUCGGCAAUAGGAUAGAUGCGAUGGGUGGCAGUGAAGAGGAGUUUAUGAAAAUAUUGGACCACUUAGAAGUUUCUUGUAACAAACCUUCCACAAAUAAAACUAUGUUGUGGAAUUCUUUUCAGAUAUCAAGUGGAAUUAGUUCUAAGAGUUUUAAAGAUAAUGAUUUUGGCAUAUUACACGAAACUCUUCCGGAAGAAGUUGGUCACCUAAGUUUUAAUAGUUCCAGUAGUUCAGAGGCCAAUUUUAAACUGGAGCCAAAUAGUCCUAUGCAUGGUGGCACUCUUCUAGAAGAUGUUGUGGGAGGGAGACAGACUACUCCAGAAUCAGACUUUAAUUUACAGGCUCUUCGCAGUAGAUACGAGGCUCUGAAGAAAUCUCUUUCCAAGAAAAGGGAAGAAUCUUACCUCUCGAAUUCCCAAACACCCGAAAGACACAAACCAGAAUUGAGCCCUACUCCCCAAAAUGUACAAACAGAUGAUACGCUUAACUUUUUGGACACCCGUGAUUUGCAUACUGAGCAUAUAAAGCCAUCUUUACGCAUGUCCAUCGGUGAAAGAAAACGGUCUCUUUCACCACUAAUUAAGUUUUCUCCAGUGGAACAAAGAUUGAGAACCACAGUAGCAUGUAGUCUUGGAGAACUACCUAAUUUAAAGGAAGACAUUUUGAAUAAGAGCCUCGAUGCAAAAGAACCACCGUCUGACUUGACAAGAUGAAGACGUACCCAUUUAAUAUAACUAUGAUGCACUUAAAUUGAAGCUAUGCCACAGGAUAGAAACUGAAUUACAACUUAAAUACAUGUUGGAAGUGUAACACUGUUUUUCAAGGUUUAAAAAAAUUCCUAAUGCCUUUUAGCCUUCUUUAAUAUUUUUAGGUAAGGAAAGUAUGUUUGGAUUUUUUCUCUUUGUAGGUAUAUGAGAUUGAAAUGUGAAGUAUUUGGAAAACAAACGUCAAGCAAUGGGAAGCCAUUUUGAUUUCUUGAGUAAUCUUGUAAGCAUUAAGUGAAUGACAAAGUAGUAGUGUAACUUAUUUCUUAUGUUAUAACUUCAGUCAAUUAAUAUAAGGAUAAAUAGUUUUUGUUGUAUGUUCACUAAGUGGUUAAUAUAAUAGCCAUUGAAUAUACUAAUCUUUCAUCUUAGAGAACUAUACAACUUUUAUUGUUUCUUAAUGGAACAUUCUGGCUAACCAGAAAAAGUGAGAAAAGUAGUACCUUGGGAUGUGUAGUCAAGAUGACAAAUUUUAAGACUGGAAAAGCUCUAAACAGGCUUAAUGACUCUUCAAGUAGAAUGAUCCUGAGAAGUGAUGUUUGAUGGAAUAAAGUGCAUGUGAUGAUUAAGUGAAGACUGGGGCAGAAUGAUUUAAAAAAAGGAAAAAGAUGGAAGAUGAGUAGACACUUGCAAGGAACACUGUCAAACUAUAAAUCCAUUCAGUGGGUUGUAUAACAUUUAUAUUUAGUCUAAUUUAGACUUUGAUAAUUUAAUGCUACUUUUAUAUUUUAACAAAAAUAUAAAUUAAAAUUUUCAUUAGUCUGU
Messenger RNA from Pan troglodytes (chimpanzee), 4275 nucleotides. It is a transcript of the gene HAUS6, whose product is annotated as HAUS augmin like complex subunit 6. Gene Ontology annotation, biological process: spindle assembly. The record is from RefSeq and is a predicted model, not a curated record. Gene Ontology annotation, cellular component: HAUS complex; mitotic spindle microtubule. The transcript has 18 exons. Gene Ontology annotation, molecular function: microtubule binding. Bases 727 to 3459 code for a protein of 910 amino acids. NCBI's taxonomy places the organism in Eukaryota, Metazoa, Chordata, Mammalia, Primates, Hominidae.